CCCGCCGUGGGAGGGGGGCCGCGUGCCGCGUCUGCGGGAAGGAGCCGCGAUCUAGCCGGAGCUGAAGCAAGGAACCGAGAGGCCCGUGGAGCCGCGCGGGGAACGCCCGGGCGCAGCUGAGCCGGAGGCCGCGGCUGCGCGGCCCAUGGGCCCGGCCCGGCCUGGCACCGAGAGAGUCGUGGGCUGUACCGAAGCGGAGGAGCGGAGCGCCGCGGCCUGAGUGAGAAUCAGUGAAAAGAGCAUGACUUUUGGAGGCAGAAGACUUACUUUAACAUCCCUACUUCACUUCCUAAUUUUGUGAUUUGGAAAUAUCUAAUGCAAGAUGUUGACAUUGAAAACUUGGAUAGUGCAAGCAUUGUUUAUUUUCUUCACCAGUGGGUCUGUAGGUGAACUUCUAGAGCCAUGUGGUCAUAUUAAACCUGAAUCUCCAAUUGUACAGCUUGGUUCUAAUUUCACGGCAGUUUGUGUGCUAAAGGAAAAAUGCAUGGAUUAUUUUCAUGUAAAUGCUAAUUACAUUUUCUGGAAAACAAACCAUGUUACUGUUCCUAAAGAACAAUAUACCAUCAUAAACAGAACAGCAUCUAGUGUCACGUUUACAGAUUCAUCUUUAUUAAAUACUCAACUCACUUGCAACAUUCGUACAUUUGGACAGAUUGAUCAGAAUGUUUAUGGAAUCAGAAUAAUUUCAGGCUUGCCUCCAGAAAAACCUAAAAAUUUGAGUUGCAUUGUGAAUGAAGGAAAGAAAAUGAUGUGUCAGUGGGAUCCUGGAAGGGAAACAUACCUGGAAACAAAUUUCACUUUAAAAUCUGAAUGGGCAACGGAGAAGUUUGCUGAUUGUAAAACAAAACGUGACACCCCAACCUCGUGCACUGUUGAUUAUUCUCCUGUGUAUUUCGUCAACAUUGAAGUCUGGGUAGAAGCAGAGAAUGCCCUUGGGAAGGUUACAUCAGAUCAUAUAAAUUUUGAUCCUGUAGAUAAAGUGAAGCCCAAUCCACCACAUAACUUAUCAGUCAGCAACUCAGAGGAACUGUCUAGUAUCUUGAAAUUGACGUGGAUCAACUCAAGUAUUCAGAGUUUUAUAAGACUGAAAUACAACAUUCAGUAUAGAACCAGAGAUGCCUCAACUUGGAGCCAGAUUCCUCCUGAAGAUACAGCCUCCAGUCGAACUUCAUUCACUGUCCAGGACCUUAAACCUUUCACAGAGUAUGUGUUUAGGAUUCGUUGUAUGAAGGAAGAUGGUAAAGGAUUCUGGAGUGACUGGAGUGAAGAAGCCAGUGGGAUCACAUAUGAAGACAGACCAUCCAAGGCACCAAGUUUCUGGUAUAAGAUAGAGCCAUCCCAAACUCAUGGCUAUAGAUCUGUACAACUCAUAUGGAAGACAUUGCCUCCUUUUGAAGCCAAUGGAAAAAUUUUGGAUUAUGAAGUGACUCUCAUAAGGUGGAAAUCACGUUCACAGAAUUACACAGUUAAUGACACAAAAUGGACAGUAAAUGUCACAAAUGAUCGUUACAUAGCAACUCUGACAGCAAGAAAUCUGGUUGGCAAAUCAGAUGCAGCUGUUUUAACUAUCCCUGCCUAUAACUUUCAAGCUACUCGACCUGUCACGGAUCUUAAAGCAUUUCCCAAAGAUAAUAUGCUUUGGGUAGAAUGGACUGCUCCAAAUGAAUCUGUAAAUAAGUAUAUACUUGAGUGGUGUGUCUUAUCAGAUAAAUCGCCGUGUAUCCCCGACUGGCAACAAGAAGAUGGUUCUGUACACCGCACCUAUCUAAGAGGAAACCUGGCAGAGAGCAAAUGUUAUUUGAUAACAGUUACUCCAGUAUAUACUGAUGGACCAGGAAGCCCCGAGUCUAUAAAGGCCUACCUUAAACAAGCUCCACCUUCCAAAGGACCUACUGUUCGGACAAAAAAGGUGGGAAAAAAUGAAGCUGUCUUAGAGUGGGACCAACUUCCUGUUGAUGUUCAGAAUGGAUUUAUCCGAAAUUAUACUAUAUUUUAUAGAACCAUCAUUGGAAAUGAAACUGCUGUGAAUGUGGAUUCCUCCCACACAGAAUAUACACUGUCCUCUUUGACCAGUGACACUUUGUACAUGGUACGAAUGGCAGCGUACACAGAUGAAGGUGGAAAGGAUGGCCCAGAAUUCACUUUUACUACACCAAAGUUUGCUCAAGGAGAAAUUGAAGCCAUAGUUGUGCCUGUUUGCCUAGCAUUUCUAUUGACAACCCUUUUGGGAGUAUUGUUCUGCUUUAAUAAGCGAGACCUAAUUAAAAAACAUAUCUGGCCUAAUGUUCCAGAUCCUUCAAAGAGUCAUAUUGCCCAGUGGUCACCUCAUACACCUCCGAGGCAUAAUUUUAAUUCAAAAGAUCAAAUGUAUUCAGAUGGCAAUUUCACUGAUGUAAGUGUUGUGGAAAUAGAAGCAGCAAAUGACAAAAAGCCUUUUCCAGAAGAUCUGAAAUCAUUAGACCUAUUCAAGAAGGAAAAAGUCAGUACUGAAGGACACAGCAGUGGUAUUGGAGGGUCUUCGUGCAUGUCAUCCUCUAGGCCAAGCAUUUCUAGCAGUGAUGAAAAUGAGUCUGCCCAGAACACUUCAGGCACCGUCCAGUAUUCCACAGUGGUGCACAGUGGCUACAGACACCAGGUUCCAUCAGUCCAGGUCUUCUCAAGAUCCGAGUCCACUCAGCCCUUGUUAGAUUCUGAAGAGCGGCCAGAGGACCUACAGCUGGUGGAUAACACAGAUGGCAGUGUUGGCAGUUUGUCCAGGCAACAGUAUUUCAAACAGAACUGCAGUCAGCGUGAAACCAGUCCAGAUAUUUCACAUUUUGAAAGGUCAAAGCAUGUUUCAUCAGUCAAUGAAGAAGAUUUGGUUAGACUCAAACAGCAGAUUUCAGAUAUUUCACAGUCCUGUGGAUCUGGGCAAAUGAAAAUGUUUCAAGAAAUUUCUGUAGCAGAGGCUUUUGGUCCACAUACUGAAGGACAGGUAGAGAGAUUUGAAACCGUUGGGAUGGAGGCUGAAGUUGAUGAAGGAAUGCCGAAAAGCUACUUACCCCAGACUGUCAGACGAGGUGGCUACAUGCCUCAGUGAGAGACUGGGUCCGGUUAAAACUUCACCAGUACCUGUAAACGAAAGCUAACUUUAACUGUUAUUUCAGAGAAAAAUAAUCUUCGCUCACUGAAGAUGGUCAUUUGCCCUUAAGGACCAUAAUAAACUGGCCUCCCACAUGGGCUGUUUCCCUUCCAGAAUAUCUGGGAUUCUACUUUCAAGCACUACAUAAACUGACUUCAUCCUCUGAAUAGCUGAAUGAUUUUGUGCUGUUUCAGGAUGUUUGCACUGAUGAAAAACAAAAAGCUUAUCUGAAAGUUAUAAAGUAAAAUUUUCUGUCGUUAGGUAACAGAUGGUCUUUAAAAAAUAAGCAGUGAUGUACUUAGCACAGCUCUACUGCUUUUCAUGAGAAACAGUCACCGAAUAAAGUGGCUGAGAUAGAGUUAAGAUAAAAAAUUAGAUGACCAAGGUCUAGGCCCCCCACCUCAGCUGACAGCGUAUGGAGACUGUUAGGUGGCACAAGUGUAUGAACCCAGUUUUUGUUUGACCAAAACCAACUGAAAAAAUAGUGGGCUGAAUUAUAAUUCAAGACUAUAGUCUUGCCAACAUGAAAUAGUAGACAUUCUUCUCCAUUGGUGUAAUGAUGCUGGCUACUAGAUAAAUGGAAUUCUAGAGUUUUAAUUUUGCAGAUUAAAAAAUAUAUUUUUGAACAUUAUACAGUCAUAAGUCAGUUUUCAAAAAUUUGCUUUGUCAUUAUUCACAAUCUGUUUGAAGAUUUGUUUCACAAAUUCAGCGGUUAAGAGUGCCCAGUUAAAAGCUAGGAAUGAAUGCCAAAGUAUUUUAACCAUUUUAAAAAUUCUUUGCCUUUUAUAGACUUGCCAUUUUUUGUAUAUGACCCUUUUUGUUAAAAGUUCAGAGAAUUUGAUGAAGCACUUUAUGUACUAUAUCUUCAACUUAAAAUGUGUUUUAAUAUGCCUGAUUUUAUUUUUAAGUAGGCCAAGAUUGGAAGGUUUUUUUUCUUCUAGUAGGUGUUUAAACAAACUGAGAAGACACGGGCACUACUUAAUCAAAGCACAACCCCAUCCAAAAAUGUACAUGCUGAUGUUAAUUAACAUCACAGGGAGUACCCUGUUGUAGAGGCACUUAAUGAAGAGAGAGUGUGUUAACACCUGCUAGUUCUGUGAUUUAAAGAGAUUUUAAACCUCUUCCCAGCCAUCCGAGCUCUCUUCUUCCCAGAGGUGAGCGAGCCAGGGCUCCCGAGUUUCGCACUAACCCCACUUUCACAUUUAUGCCAUAGCCUACCCUACCCACCACAUUUGACAGGAGGCAAAUGUUAUCAAGUAUAUUUGCAAAAAGUAUGUUACAGUUUUUUGUCAUAUUUAAGUCACAAAAACCAGGCCCACUUAAAAUGGUUUCUAGAGGUUAUUCAAGAAGAAUAGGCUAGCAGAAACUGCUGUACAUUUACAGUUGAAAUCUAAUUCUGCUCAUUAUAUGUGAUUUUGUACAUAUGAGACUUCCUGUUAAAUUUUAUCCUUUGUAUUCUGGCCUAAUAUGUCUCAGAGUUCUUUCGCACACAGGGUCUUUGUGAGACAGGGCAGAUGCAACGUGAGAUUUGUACAAUUACAGGAUGCGAAGUAGAUGAGGAGGCCUAGGCAGAGAAGUCACACUACAGGAGAAUAGCACCACCACCAUUUAAGUUGGUCAAAGCCUGAUCCAAAUCAGGAUUAGAUUUAUCUUGUUAAAAAUCUGUCAAGAAUUUUCAUUUCCUCCAAGUAAGUAGUCGUGUUAUUGUCAUCAUGUUCAGCUAUAACCUUCCUUUGCAGUGUCACAAAGAAUUGGAGCGUGAAGUUUGGACAUGGGGGCACUUAGAAAAUGUAAACUCCUAUUCUAGGGAUGAGAAUGAAGUCCUCCACUGUGUAAGCAACCCUGUUUGUGGAAAACUUGGAUAGAAAAUGGUACCGUGAGUGCAUGGCCCCCCGCCCCCCAGCUGCAAGAGCACUUUACACAAACUAAGCAGAUAGUUCCUGUACAGCUAAUGCGUUCAGGAAAUAUAUUGGGUUACUAAUAGGUGAUAUACAUCUUUUGCCCAGAAAGAGACAAGCAUUUGUGAAACUUGUUUAAAAUACGAAAUUACCUUCCUGAGCCAUGUCUUAGGAUAAUUUGAGGCAUGUAAAUUGUAUUUUAGAUAAGCAGAGAAAUGGAUCUGCUUUAUGUGAAAACUAUAUAUAAGUUAGUGGAGGGAUUACUCUGAUCUUUAGUAUCCAAAAAUUUCCUUUAAGUAAGUAAGUGCUGGCGCAUCAGAAAACAGCCUCUCUGUACACAGAACUAAUACGCUGCUACUGAUGCCUUCAUACAGGAUUCAGAAACAAGCAUAUUUGCGCCAUGUAUUGUUGUAAUUUGACUGUUAGCAGUAUGUUGGUACCCUACCCCGAUCCCUUAUGAAGGCAUGAGUAACCGUGGGGAAGCUACCAAACUUUAAGCCAGCACUUACCAGUCACAGCAUCAAGAACGUACCCAGUGUGUCAGUAAAAAAAAAAAGCCAUUCAUAUAUCUUGUGUUGACAUCUACCUAGCUAUUCUCUACCAAAGCUGUUCAUUUAAUUACAACUUUACACAUGAGGUUUUCUGGUCUUCCUAACUUAACUGUGACAUUAAAGGUUAAUGAAGUAGAAGUAUACUUGUAAAAUUUUAUUUACGAAAGCUCAUCCUUAAAGUAAAACAUCUAAAAUAUCUUCAGAAGUAGAAAUCAAAAUUUUUAAAAUGGUUAUUUGCUAGCCAUGUAGUUAACUAGUUAAAAUCAUGACAAAGAAUAAUCCUGUGAUACGGUUCCCUAAAAUAUUUUUUAACUGGCAUGUGCUGACCAGGCCUGAACCUCCGUUCUGCUAUAUUCCACAUCAUUAUUCUCCUGUGUUUGGUUUCAAGAACAAAUUUUUAAUCCAUACACCUGUUGUUUUGUUGAAAUGGGUAAAAUGUCAAUAUAACAACCUACAUAAAAAUUUUAAAGUUCAGUUGGUAAAAAUUACUGGGAUAGCUUUCUGUUGCAGGUCGUGUCCAAGUCUAUUGCCCAAGUAAGAUUGCUUUAAAAAAAUUUAUUGCACUUUUCUAUAAAUUGGAACUAUGGAGCCAUAAAAUGGCAAGCUAUUUAUGUUUAACUUAAAAUUGGUCAUGGCCGGAUGCCUGGUUGGCUCAGAAGAGCAUGUGACUCUUGAUCAGGUCCUGGGUUCAAGCAAGCCCUAUAUUGAGAGCAGACAUAAAGGAAAAAAAACUUUGAAAUCCAUGACAAUGACCAAUUUUAUUUUUUAAAGAAGGUAUAAAGUAGCAGCUGGUCUCUGACAGUUCCUUUGCAUAAUAUUUACAAACAAUUCAGUUGUAAGAACAACUUUCUAAAGCCAAAUGUACUGUCUUUUGGAUAAUCUUUUUGUUUUUGUACGUGCUACCGUUACGCAUUAGUAUGAUAUUCUCUACAUUUCAUUAAAAAGAAAAAGAAGGCAACCCGGGAUGAGCUCUUCUGUUGUCCAGUUCUUCCUAAUUUUUAAGAGCUUUUUGCUGUCAGCAGCUCCUUCAAGUGGGUUAGUUUAACUUCAUUACCAAGUACUUUAAAGUUGAUGAAAAUGUACUGAAGACCAGUGGAGACAGAUGUUCUACAUCUUUUAUCCUUAAAGACCAGUUUUGUCUGAAUGGUAACUACAUGUGUCAAGUGGUGUAACGUGAAUACUAAAAUGUGAUGUCAAAUGGUUAAAGGCAGAUAUUUGAAAAUUCAUUAGUCUUAAUAUAUGUUUAUUGAAUAUACUCUAGGUGUGCAAUUUGCUAGUACUACAGCACAGUGUAGCCUCCUCAUAUCCUAGCAUUAGGUCUGUAGCCGCGUUAUAUCCUAGCUGUGUCCCUUGUACUUGUAAGUGCAAUCCUCUCACGUUCAAUUCCUCUUUUCCCUGCCUAGUCUACUCCAUGUAGACGGCUUGUCUAGAGAGAGUAUUGUAUUUUUACCUCUACAGUGAAUUGCAUGUGCUGUUACCGUAGGUAUCGGGCUUAUGUUGACAUAACUCUAAAUGUUAUUGUAAAUGUUCCCUAUGUAUCAGCUCUAAUUCUGUAAGUAAAUUUAAGAAAUAAAUUCAUGUUUAAAUUUU
Messenger RNA from Suricata suricatta (meerkat), 7160 nucleotides. It is a transcript of the gene IL6ST, whose product is annotated as interleukin 6 signal transducer. Bases 323 to 3079 code for a protein of 918 amino acids. Gene Ontology annotation, cellular component: external side of plasma membrane; signaling receptor complex; membrane. The record is from RefSeq and is a predicted model, not a curated record. Gene Ontology annotation, biological process: cytokine-mediated signaling pathway; positive regulation of tyrosine phosphorylation of STAT protein. Lineage: Eukaryota; Metazoa; Chordata; Mammalia; Carnivora; Herpestidae. The transcript has 17 exons. Gene Ontology annotation, molecular function: cytokine binding; cytokine receptor activity.